UUCGAAGUGAAACCACCGCAAAUCAGUUCACCAUCGGAACAAUCUAGAAUGUGGAAAGUAUUAUUAAUAUCUCUGUUUUUUAUAAGCAGUGUGGCUACGGCUCCAAGUGAGGAUGGCCGAAUCCGAACAAGACGGGAUCCACAAUAUGACGUUGUUGUUUCGUCUCAACGCCAAGCUGACUGCUCUCUUGCGCUAACUUUCAUAAGAUCAGACAGUACCAAUAUGCCCAAGUUGACUGUACGAUUCGACAUCGACCAAACUCCAGCAGCGAACACACAUGAAGGCGAGAUUGUGUUGCAGCCUGGUUUGGAAUCGGAAACUUUGGAUUGGAAUGUUCCUAUUGGAUGGAACCCACCAUUUGUAGUCUCUGGUGUUUCGAUGUUAGAUGACCCAAAUAAUGUUGGUGACUUCAUCCAGGUUGGACAAAUAGUUCAGCACACUAUACCUGAUGAUGGUCCAUGCGUCAUGGCUAGUGCUAAACGGGAUCCACACAUGGCCACAUUUGAUGGAUUUCGCUAUAACUUCCAGGGCACAUGUUGGUAUACAUUGGUGAAGCACUGUACAGAAAACCCAGAAUUUGAAAUCAGCGCCAGAUUUGAACCUCUCAAGUCUAAUGGUCCGGAGAUUAAGUCACGUGCCACGGCUAUUAACGUCACAAUUGGGGAUGAAAGGAUCAGCUUGGAUAAGGAUACAAUUCUAGUGAAUGACCAACCAUACUGGGUGGCUCAACUAUCUGAUCGACCACGUAAUGCCCAUAUUGAUGUCAACAGCGACAGCAUAGUCAUUGAUAUUGCUCGCCUGAAGCUAGAAGUUGAGUGGGAUGGACGAAAACAUAUAUUCAAUGCCGCCAUCCUCAAUCCAGAAUAUCACGGCAAAGUAUGUGGUCUCCUAGGCAACGCAGAUGAAAAUCCCCACAACGAUCUACAGAAAAGAGAUGGGAGUACCACCCUUGAUAUCGAUGAGUUUGGUGCCAGCUGGAGAACUCCGGGCAUUAGGUGUGAUUACUAGAUAUGAGCCUUGAAAUCACGACUUAUGUCACUGCCUUGAAAUCAUGACUUAUGUCACUGCCUUGAAAUCACGACUUGUAUCACUGCCUUGAAAUCACAACUUAUGACGUCACUGCCCCGAAAUCAUGACUUAUCAUGCCUCUCGUAAAACCAUAAUUGAUUGUAUCCAUAUAUUCGAUAAUGCACGCUACUACAUUAUCUAUAACAUUAGCUUUUGUAAUAUAUAUUAUUAUGUUUUUAGACCAAAGUAUGAAUUAAAGCUAGGUCAAUCUAUAGUACUGUAUAACUAAUUGGAAAUAAAUGCAACUGUCAUAUAUUAAAUU
Saccoglossus kowalevskii is the source of this 1330-nucleotide messenger RNA. Its product is annotated as kielin/chordin-like protein. NCBI's taxonomy places the organism in Eukaryota, Metazoa, Hemichordata, Enteropneusta, Harrimaniidae. The record is from RefSeq and is a predicted model, not a curated record. Gene Ontology annotation, cellular component: extracellular matrix.